Fusarium poae is the source of this 384-nucleotide messenger RNA. RefSeq lists its product as uncharacterized. The record is from RefSeq and is a predicted model, not a curated record. Bases 1 to 384 code for a protein of 127 amino acids. The transcript has a single exon. NCBI's taxonomy places the organism in Eukaryota, Fungi, Ascomycota, Sordariomycetes, Hypocreales, Nectriaceae.
AUGACCCAAGCAACUUCGAUCCCAGGUAUCCUCUCCUCCUUCACCGAAAAGUGGUCCCCUCGUCUCGUCGCCUCAAUAAACGACCACGAUGUCAAAGUCGCCAAAAUCGACGGUAAAUUCAUCUGGCACGCCCAUCCAGACUCAGAGGAACUCUUUUACCUACUAUCUGGAAACUUGACGAUGGAGAUCCAAGGCAAAGAGCCAGUGAUCAUGAAAGAAGGCGACAUGUAUGUCGUGCCCAAGGGCGUGACACAUAAGCCUGUGGCAAUGAAUGCAGUUAUCAUGAUGGUGGAGCGUGAAGGAACCGUCAAUACAGGAGAUCAGACAGAUUCAGAGAGGACAAAAACGGCAAAGGAUGUGAGGGUGGAAAAUGCGGAAGAAUAG